This is a messenger RNA of Morone saxatilis (striped sea-bass), 4382 nucleotides long. Its product is annotated as double-stranded RNA-specific editase 1-like. Gene Ontology annotation, molecular function: double-stranded RNA binding; double-stranded RNA adenosine deaminase activity; tRNA-specific adenosine deaminase activity. The transcript has 10 exons. Gene Ontology annotation, biological process: RNA processing; adenosine to inosine editing. The coding region runs from base 1 to 2256 and encodes 751 amino acids. NCBI's taxonomy places the organism in Eukaryota, Metazoa, Chordata, Actinopteri, Moronidae. The record is from RefSeq and is a predicted model, not a curated record. Gene Ontology annotation, cellular component: cytoplasm; nucleolus.
AUGGCUCUGCUGCUGGACAGCUCCCGCACCACGGCAGCCUACUACUGCCUGAUCCGCCGCAGGUUCAAGAGGAGGAGGAAGAAACGCUCCGAGCGCAAAGGUCGAGUAGGAGCUCGGCUACCUCGAAACCAACAGAGGCUGCUCACCAUAGAGGGGGACGAAGUGGAAAGCAUGAGUUCAUGCAGCACAGAUGUUAAGGAAAAUCGGAACUUGGACAACCUCUUCUCCAAAGAGGGGGUUGCAGCUGAGGCUGCUCAACUCCCCAAUGGGAGUGCUGGGGGUGGGCGGAAACGUCCCUUAGAGGAGGGCAAUAAUGGGCAUACACAUUCCAAGUACAGGCCCAAGAAGCGUAAGAAAGUCCCCGGACCCAUUUUGCCUAAGAAUGCCCUAAUGCAGCUGAAUGAGAUCAAACCAGGGCUGCAGUACAAACUGCUCUCUCAGACCGGGCCGGUCCAUGCGCCCGUCUUUGUGAUGACUGUGGAGGUCAACGGGCAGCUCUUUGAGGGUUCUGGUCCUACCAAGAAGAAGGCCAAACUGAACGCAGCAGAGAAGGCCCUGCGAUCUUUCGUCCAGUUCCCCAAUGCAUCUGAAGCCCACAUGGCCAUGGGCCGGACUCUCUCUGUUCACACGGACUUUACCUCGGACCAGGCUGACUUUCCAGACAUGCUCUUUAAUGCCUUUGAGACAUCCACUCCUGUAGAUGACCCGUUUUACCUCGCACCCAACAGUAAUGGUUCCUUCAGCUCAUUGGGAAUAGAGUACCCAUUGCUACCCUCCCCUGUUCCAAACCUGGUCCAGGCCCCCUUACCUCCAGCCCCCUCCACCUUCAUCUCCCCUACAAGCGGCAAGAAUCCAGUCAUGAUCCUCAACGAGUUGCGACCGGGCCUCAAGUAUGACUUUGUGUCAGAGAGCGGGGAGAGCCAUGCCAAGAACUUUGUCAUGUCAGUGACAGUAGAUGCUCAGAAUUUCCAGGGUUCUGGGCGAAACAAGAAGCUGGCCAAGGCCCGGGCUGCCCAGGCUGCUCUGUUCGCUCUGUUUAACAUGCAGCUGGAUCAGGCUCCAUCAAGACAGCCUAUACCCAGAGAAGGGCUGCAGCUUCACCUGCCUCAGGUCCUGGCAGAUGCCGUCUCCCGCCUGGUCGUUGACAAGUUCAGCGAACUGACGGACAACUUCACGUCUCCCCAUGCUCGACGGAAAGUGUUGGCGGGUGUCGUCAUGACAACAGGUACUGAUGUGAAGGAGGCUGAGGUCAUCUGUGUGUCCACAGGGACAAAGUGCAUCAAUGGUGAAUACAUGAGCGAUAGAGGUUUGGCACUCAACGACUGCCAUGCUGAGAUUGUGGCUCGCCGGUCGCUCAUCAGGUACCUGUACUCGCAGCUGGAGCAUUUUCUCAGUAACCAUGAAGAGGAGCAACACAAGUCCAUCUUCACCAGGUGUGACAACAGACAAGGCUUCAGACUGAAGGAAAAUGUCCAGUUCCACCUGUACAUCAGCACUUCCCCCUGUGGAGACGCCCGCAUCUUCUCUCCCCAUGAAGCUGGAGUGGAGGAUCAGGGAGAUAGACACCCGAACAGAAAAGCCCGUGGGCAGCUCCGCACUAAAAUUGAGUCGGGUGAAGGAACCAUCCCAGUACGCUCCAGUAACACCAUUCAGACGUGGGACGGUGUUCUUCAGGGCGAGAGGCUGCUCACCAUGUCCUGCAGUGACAAGAUUGCUCGGUGGAACGUGGUUGGAUUCCAGGGCUCUCUGAUGAGCUACUUCACUGAGCCCAUCUACUUCUCCAGCAUCAUUCUGGGCAGCCUGUACCACGCCGACCACCUCUCCAGAGCCAUGUACCAGAGGAUUACUGAGAUCGAGGACCUUCCGCAGUCCUUCAGCUUGAACAAACCGCUGCUCAGCGGGAUAAGUAAUGCAGAGGCUCGUCAGCCAGGGAAAGCACCCAACUUCAGUGUGAACUGGACGGUGGGAGACCAAGGCCUAGAGGUGAUCAACGCCACCACAGGGAAAGAUGAUCUGGGUCGACCCUCCAGGCUCUGCAAACACGCUCUCUACAGCCGCUGGAUGCGUCUGCACUGCAAGCUUUCCUCCACCCUGCGGAUCAGGGUAGUGAGGCCCAGCAUCUACCACGACGCCAAGCAGGCAGCAGUGGAGUACCACAGCUCCAAGCAGACACUCUUCAGAGCCUUCCAAAAAGCCGGACUGGGCGCCUGGGUGAAGAAACCUAUAGAGCAGGACCAGUUUGCACUCAACACCUGAGUUAGCACUGGGCUGCCGGUGGUGGGGGUCUUUGACAGAAAACACACAGACUGCUCGCGUUUCUUUCUGAACCAGUUUCAGUGGUGGAAUAAUUUUCCUUUGGAUUGUUAUGGACUGGACUGGUGUUACUGGGAAGAAAGAGGAUGUCAGAACCCAUGGAUUUAACAUUCCUCCUUAAUUUUUAUAGCCUCAUGCUACUCCCCCUCAGCCAGCACUACACAUAAAUAAAAGAUUAUUCAUUGGUUAUGCAACUUUAUACAAAGGACAAAUGUAAAAAAAGACUUUGGGAAUGGAAACUUGUAAACAGCAUUGUUAGUUAAAAUGGCACUUGUUUAUAUAAGAAUAGUGAUAUAUUCAUUUUGCAUGUAUGAUUAUACCAAAUUCAUAGGAAGUCUACAGUAAAAGGUUUGUUAUCAUGUCAGUAUUGUGAUCUCAAAUUAUCAGUGUUGUGAUAACUCGAGAAUGUCCUCCCACAGAUUGUAAAACUGUGUUUUAUCUGCUCUGUUGCAGUUCGUUGACUGCAAAUUUGAGGCGACAAGGAUAUUUUAUUUUAUUUUAAGCUGAGGAUACGCCUCCUCCAAUGUCUAAAAUUACAGAAAUUGUUCUCUAUGGCAUUAAAAGAUUCACAUUCACAGCUCCUUCCAUUUCUUAGGUACUGGGAAGGUCAACACAAUUUUAAUUCCAUGUGAUUCUUAAGUAUGGUGGACUUGCCUAUGCUGUUCUUGUUCAAAAUUUCUUCUACACUGUAACUGAGUAUCCGUCCAGACUGUAAAAUAACAUAGAUGGAGUGUCUGUGGCAUCACACACAGGUUUCUGAAGAGGUAUUUGAAAGGCUGUGCUGCUAUCUUGCCAGAAAAUAUAAAUGUGGUCCAAGGGGAGAAAACCUGGGUACAAUUGACAACCACCAACUGUCUGUGAUAGGCUGACACACCUGUCAAUCGAAGAAAUAUGAUCUAAAACAUUGUUCUGUUUAACUAGAAGUACCAUAGACUAUGCCUUUUUUAAUCUACGGUCUUGUCUAUACUUUUAUUCUCGUUAAACAUCAAGUCGACAUUUCACAUUUAGUCAAGAACGUCCAAACGCCCAGAGAUUUCUUGCUUUGUCCAUUUUAUCCAUAACCUGACUUGUUACACAGAGCGGUCUGGGACAGCAUUGGUGGAAACUGUUUGGAAAAGGGAAGGCACUUUCAAAAAGUACUUUGCAAGUGAUUGGAUGAACCAUCUGUCACGUGCAAACUUCAACCAAUAAGAUCAACGAACCAUUAAUGUAAUAAUUAAUUAUUAAUUUUAAUUUGAUUCUCAAUGUGGAAUGGAAUAUAAUAUUUAUAUGUAUGUUUUCAUAAGUGUCAUUAGUCAUUAUUGUAGAAUCACCUGAAAGUAAGAAUCGUUGUGUUUUUGUUACCUUAGCGGUUUGAUUGGUUGCAAUCUUCUUGCCACUUGAUGCCACUAAAUCCUACACACUGGUCCUUUAAGCUCUCAGCCGUGGUAGUUGGUUCAGAUUGAUGCGUCAUGUAGUUUGGUUUUCAAAGCAAAGGAAUUGCUGUUUAUCAGAUGUCGCAUCUGUCUUUUCAUACCCUUUAACCCUCUGCAGUUUCCUCUAGGGUGACACCAAACCGAUGCAGUUGCAGACAGCUGAAUAUGAAUAGCCUCGUUCACAUGUAACCAAACAAAGGAAACACUCCAUUUUAACACGCCCUAAAACAUCUGUCCUUAUAAGAGCCCUGUUGCACUAGAUCAGAGGUACAACCCUUAUGCAAUGAUCUCUCCUACACUGAUAGUCUGUAUGCAGUAACCACAGUAAACCCUGCUAGUGUUGUUGCUGUCACUAUUGCCGCCAGUAAAAGCUCACCAAAGAUGAUGUCAACAUCUGUCAAACUGUUAAAAUGUGUUCUUUUCUGUGUCGUUUUCCACGCUUUCAGAUGUUUUUAUUAUUACUGCCUCGACAAACCUUGUAUCUCAAACCAUUCAAAUGUACGUUUGUGAAGAUGUGUGAAGUUUUGUGUGUAAUGUUCUACUCUUUUAAAACCAAACAAGACAGAGUCACAAAUCACCUGUUUCCUCUAUAGCAAAUGUAAAUUUUAACUGUCAAAAAUUUAAUUUUCUAAAUUCUUUAUUUUGCUGUGAAAC